Molecule: messenger RNA, 723 nt
Organism: Acanthosepion pharaonis
Lineage: Eukaryota; Metazoa; Mollusca; Cephalopoda; Sepiida; Sepiidae
Source: the annotation of a GenBank genome assembly
AUGUUAGGUCAGCUUAGCCAUUGGGGAAUUCCUCCCAGGUGGUGGACGUUCCAGACCAACAACACAAGCAUCCUGGCCUACGCCGAGAGAUCGCGACUGAACUUCCUGCCCACGACCAUCAGUCUGUGCAAUGGAACCAAGGCCAAAAUCGAUUACCUCACAGACGAACAGUUCCGGGAGACCUUCCAAAUGGUACAGCAAGCGUCCGAGGAUGGCACGGGGUUCUGCAUUGAUGAGUAUCCAGAAUACGAAGUGUUUCACGACGAACUUCGCUACGGUGACUUCUUCGGAAUCACGAACCUUGAGACUGGUGAACUCAUGGCAGCGUUCUUGUUGGCAGUGAGUAAAUAUUACCGGGGUUGGAGAGUGGCCGAUUCUUUUAUCAUUGUCAAGAAGUCGGUCCGGCGGCAGCGACUUGGAGAACUAUGCAUGAGGCUAGCAUGUGACUACGCCCAAAAGAUUGGCUAUCUAGGCAUCGCUCAGAAAAGAUUGGGCAUUUCAUGUUCAAAUUCUCUCCGACGAAGAGAAAAAUGGCACGAACAAAUAAAAAAAUUAAAACUUGCAUUCUAUCUAUCUAUCUAUCUAUCUAUCACAAUCUGUUCAUAUCCAUCUAUUUCACUCACUUCAUAUCCAUCCUCAUCAGUGUGUUCAUAUCUAUCUAUCUAUCUAUCUAUCUAUCUAUCUAUCUAUCUGUCUCAGUUUUUAAAUUUCUUCCAACAUUAG